Molecule: messenger RNA, 3132 nt
Organism: Closterium sp. NIES-65
Lineage: Eukaryota; Viridiplantae; Streptophyta; Zygnematophyceae; Desmidiales; Closteriaceae
Source: the annotation of a GenBank genome assembly
AUGGAGAUCAUCUAUCGUUGUCCAGACGAGGCGGGCGUGACUGUCCCGAAUGACGUUCUCCUCCCGGAAUUCGCGCUCGAGAAUGCGUCGCGAUGGGCCGACAGACGCGCGUUCGUCGACGGAGUCACGGGCCGCGCGCUCACGUUCGCUCAGGUGGACGAGCUCGUGUACAACGUGGCUGCUGGCAUCAUCGAUCUCGGCAUCCGUCCCGGCGAGUCCGUCCUACUGCUGCUCCCCAACAUGCCAGAGUACGUGGUGCUCUUCCUCGGGAUCAUCGCAGCGGGUGCAGUGGUAACCACCGCCAACCCCGCCUACAGCGCUCGCGAGCUGGCACACCAGAUGGUGGACGCAGGGGCACGCAUGGUCAUCACGUCGCCAGAGCUGCUAGAGAAGGUGCAUCACGUCAAGACAGGCCAGUCCAUUGUCUUUGUCGUCAUCAAUAAUGAUAGCAGCAGCAGCAGCUCCAACCCCCCGGGCACCAUGAGCAUCGACCGCUUGCUCCAUGGCAACGGGUCCAAGAUCCGAUCACAGCGACAACACCUUCACACGACCCAUCAGCAACAGCAACACCACCCCUCUGUCACAGCACCAAAAGCACCACCAACAGCAGCAGUGGUACCCUCCCAGCACGACACGUGCGCACUGCCCUACUCAUCAGGCACUACGGGCGUGUCUAAAGGCGUCAUGCUCUCCCACCGCAACCUCAUAGCCAACGUACAGCAGCUGCUGGCGGGGACUAACCCGCGACUGGACCUGUGUGGGGAGGACGUGGUGCUGGGGCUGCUGCCCAUGUUCCACAUCUACGCCAUCACCCUCGUCAACCUCCUCUCCCUCCGUGGGGGGGCCUGUGUCGUCACCCUCCCCAGGUUCGACCUGCACCAGUACCUGCGAACACUGCAGGAAUACAAAAUAACCGUCGCGCCCAUCGUGCCGCCCAUCAUCCUAGCCAUGGCCAAGCUGCCCCUCGUCGACUCCUUUGACCUCUCCUCGCUGCGCCGGGUCGUGUCAGGCGCGGCUCCCCUGGGGGCGGAGCUUGAGACCGCCUUCAGAGCAAAGUUUCCCACCGUGCAGCUGGGGCAGGGCUAUGGCAUGACAGAGGCCUCACCCACCGUCACUGCCUCGCGCCUCUUUGCCCGCGUGCCCCACCCACCCGCUCCCGGGUCGUGUGGGUCAGUGUUGCCGCUGACGGAGGUGAAGGUGGUGCACACGGGCACGGGGGAGUCGCUGCCGCCGAAUGAGAGAGGGGAGCUCUGGGUGCGAGGGCCACAGGUCAUGAAAGGCUAUCUGAACAAUCCCGAGGCGACAGCAGCCACAAUCACGCCGGACGGCUGGCUGCGCACGGGGGACGUGGCAUAUGUGGACAAGAUGGGGGAGAUCUUUGUGGUGGACAGGGUCAAAGAGCUCAUCAAAGUGAAAGGCUUUCAGGUGCCUCCUGCGGAGCUGGAGGGCCUGCUCAUUGCCCAUCCCGACAUUGCAGAUGCUGCAGUUGUUCCUGCCCCAAGUGAAGAGAGUGGGGAGGUGCCGGUGGCAUUUGUUGUGUUAAGUCAAGGUGGUGCCAAGCUUGCGGUGCUCAACCUCACUGAUCCUGUGGUCUUCACACUCCUUGACGCCCGUGGUGUAGCUGUUUGCAAGACUUCUCUGUCUGUACCUUCCGUGGUGGAAAAAGGCUUUCGUGAUGACAUGCUUCCAUGGAGCAACGGAGGCCAAGUGCAUGUCAAGUCCAACUUCAUGCUCAGUGAUGAGGAACGAGCCAAGAUUGCGGCUAUGCGUGCCAGAUCGAUGAGCAAGCGCAAGGAUGGCAGCAGCAGCGGCACUGUGACUCCCAUCGCCAGUGGCACCGUGACACCCCACACUGUCAGUGCAGUGCUCGCCUCUCCCGUUGCGUCCACUGCUCCAGCAGCCUCCAAGGCUUCAACAGCGACCGAAACAGCAGCAGCGAGCACCACAGAGGUGACUGCUGCCACUACAACAACAACAACGACGACCGCCACCGUCACUACUAGCACAACUGCGACAACUGAAACCGCUGCAGCCGCCACAGUCACAGCGUCUACAGCGACCAGUACCGUUUCAGCUGCAGCCCAGAAGGAAAGCGUGGCUGUGACUACAGCGCUUGCAGGGAGUGCAGCUGCUGGGGCUCCUGUGGAUAUGUCCAACGUGAUGCUGGUGUUUGAUGGCAGUGAUGACGAGUCUGGCUAUACUGAGUCGUCUCUAGAAGAGUCUGUCAGUGCGCAGGUUGCUCCUGCUGCACCUGUCGCUGCAGCUGUUGUCCCUGCUGCUGCCUCGCCUGUGGUUUCCACUGGUGUCCCGGAUUCUGUUCCUGAGGUUGUUGCUGCUUCGGUUUCUCAAGCUGCUCAGGUGGUGCAGGUUCAGGGUCCUGACUCGAUUGCAACUGCAACAGUAGAGGUGGUGAAAGAGGUGCAGAAGGAGGUUCAGGCCACAUCAGCACAGCAAAUGGCAUCAGCGACCACCACCAAGACUGACGUCACCAUCAUCAAGACCGCCACGCAGGUCGCCAGUGAAGCCACAACCAUGACAUCAGCAAAGGUUGCCUCAGUUUCAACCUCAACCAAGGCUGCCGCCUCAGCAGCAGCCGCAUCUGCAGGGGCUUCCGUGCAGGCCACUAUGAGCAGCACGACAGGCAGGGCGAGCGAGCAGUCUACUGUGCGAGGAGGCGGUGGCGGUGCUGCUGACCUCAAUGGCCGUGUUGGCAGCAGCAGCCGACAGCCAGCGAUGGCAGACAGCGAAGCCGCAGAGAGCAGCUGGGAGAGCGGGGAUGAGGUGGAGAGCAUGGAAGGGUCGUCAGUAUCAGGGAUGACGGACAGGCAGGUGGUUAAGAGGGGCAGGGGGUUGUCUGGCAAGGGGCGGAAUCGCAAUGGAGGGCUGCUGGGGCAGGUGUUGCGGGUUGGCGAUGGGCUCACGCCGGUGAUGAAGCAGGUGCUGGGGACGGGCGCGUUCAUGCUGGCUAUGGUUGCGCUCUGGCCGCGCCCACAGAAGCAGAGCCGAGUCCAGCUGGAAACUGAUGCUGAUGGCAAGGUGUGGGUGGUGAAGCCGGGCGAAACUCUCAGCUCUAUCCUCCCGCGCGAAGUCUACUGCAAUCCCUCCUCAAAGUUCUUUGAGCUCAACCCAGAG